UAGGAAGAGAGUGGUCGGGGCGCGAGGUAACGCCAUUUUCGCUCAUCAGUCGGUAAACUGCAGAUGGACCGACGAAGUGUCUGAAGUGUCAUCUUUGUAGUUUGUAAUCUGAUAGCAAGGUAUGCAGUAUCCGUUGUUGAUGCAGUCAGCGAUAACAAGCAAUCAAAGCUUCCUUGACAGCUAGCCUAUCUGGGCUACAGUCAGUAUUCCCCGGACUGGAGCGGAAGAUAGGAAGUAGGAACGUUUCUCGCUAUGAAUAUUUGUUUUGGGAUCCAAGUUCAUACUUAAAACUAAAUUUUAAUUUACCAAACAUUGCUUGAAUUCCAUUUUAGUGUAAGGACUGGAAACUGGAAUUACGUCAGUAUUAGCUUGCUGGUAGCAGUCUGUUGUUGGCAACGGAUGUCCUAUUGAACGGAUGCGUGGGAACAUGUCCACCCUGGUGUGUGUGAAAGACGAGGAGGACCCUGGCGAGAAGCUGUCCCAGGAUGAGAUCAUCUCGCGGACCAAGCAGGUGAUCCAGGGCCUGGAUGCCCUGAAGCAGGAGCACCACUCCAUCCUGGAGGGCCUGCUGGGAACCCUGCGCUGUUUGAAGCAGGACGAGGAGGGAGUCCUGAUGGAGGAGAAGUCCCACAUGAUCCGCAAGUCCCUGGAGAUGCUGGAGCUGGGCCUGAGCGAGGCGCAGGUGAUGAUGGCGCUGUCGGGCCACCUGAGCUCAGUGGAGUCUGAGAAGCAGAAGCUGCGGGCCCAGGUGAGGCGUCUGUGCCAGGAGAACCAGUGGCUGAGGGACGAGCUGGCGGGCACCCAGCAGAAACUGCAGAAGAGUGAGCAGAGCGUGGCCCAGCUGGAGGAGGAGAAGAAGCACCUGGAGUUCAUGAACCAGCUCAAGAAGUACGACGAAGACCUGUCCCCCUCGGAGGACCGGGACUCAGACUCCAGUAAAGAGACUCUGGAUGAUCUGUUUCCUGACGACCAUGACGACCAGCCCCCAGGCAUCCAGCAGCCUCACAGCAGCGCCGCCGCCGCCGCCCAGCAGGGGGGCUACGAGAUCCCGGCGCGCCUCAGGACCCUCCACAACCUGGUGAUCCAGUACGCCUCGCAGGGCAGGUACGAGGUGGCCGUGCCCCUCUGCAAGCAGGCCCUGGAAGACCUGGAGAAGACCUCCGGCCACGACCACCCCGACGUGGCCACCAUGCUCAACAUCCUGGCCCUGGUCUACAGGGACCAGAACAAGUACAAAGAGGCGGCCAACCUGCUGAACGACGCUCUGUCCAUCAGGGAGAAGACCCUGGGCAGGGACCACCCAGCCGUUGCUGCCACCCUCAACAACCUGGCCGUGCUGUAUGGGAAGAGAGGGAAGUACAAGGAGGCGGAGCCUCUGUGUAAGAGAGCGCUGGAGAUCAGAGAGAAGGUUCUGGGUAAGGACCACCCUGAUGUGGCCAAGCAGCUGAACAACCUGGCUCUGCUGUGUCAGAAUCAGGGAAAGUACGAGGAGGUGGAGUACUAUUACCAGCGAGCGCUGGAGAUCUACCAGACCAAACUGGGCCCCGACGACCCCAACGUUGCCAAGACCAAAAACAACCUGGCGUCUUGUUACCUGAAACAGGGGAAGUUCAAGCAAGCUGAAACUCUGUACAAAGAGAUCCUCACCAGAGCACAUGAGAGGGAGUUUGGCUCUGUAGAUGAUGAGAACAAACCCAUCUGGAUGCAUGCUGAGGAGAGAGAGGAGCUGAGCAAGGGAAAGCUGAAGGAUGGCUCUCCUUUCGCAGAGUAUGGAGGCUGGUACAAGGCCUGCAAAGUAGACAGCCCCACAGUCACCACCACCCUGAAGAACUUGGGCGCCCUCUACAGGCGGCAGGGGAAAUUUGAAGCCGCAGAGACUUUGGAAGAGGCUGCCGUGCGUUCCAGAAAGCAGGGCCUGGACACGGUGCACAAGCAGCGGGUGGCGGAGGUCUUGAGCGAGCCGGAGGUGCGGGAGAAGCAGCGCAGCCGCGAGAGCCUCGUGUCCGACACGGUCAAGUACGAGAGCGGCCCUGACGGCGGCGAGGAAGCAUAACGCCAGAUGCCUUGUUGUGGUUCUUUAAACGUGUCUCCUGCAUGACGGACACCUGGCCACGCCCUCCCUGGCCCUGCCCCUUCCAGCUUUGCGGUUGUGUCCUCUUCUUCAGCUGUGGUCCCUCCUUUUCUUCUCCUCCGGGCUCUGGUGGGACUCGAGCCAGAACCAGACCCCCGUCCCCUCCGGUCCACUCUGUCACCGGGACCAGGGAAGGGACAGGGAGGACGGGGUGUGUCCAGGCCUGCCUCCUCCCGCCUCCUCCUGCCUCCCUGCUCUUCUGCUCCGCUCUUUAAACCACUCUUCUGUCUGUUCUCUUCCUCACUCUAGCUGGAGGCUGUGUCUGUCCAUCUCUGUGUCUGGACUGUUCUGUAACAUGUCCAGCAUUUACUAUUUGUCCACUAUCAGUAACUCACACCGGAUAGCUUCAUCUCCUCGUAGUGACCUCUAACAUGCUAUAGAUGCUAUCAUUUGGUGGCAUGGUUGUAAGCACCAUUGUGGCCCUAGCAGCUACUGUAGAGUUUUAGUAGUAUGUCUUCUGCUCCACACAGUCCUUUUCUGAUAUCAAACAGAACUGUGUUGUGGUCAUGACUAGGAGGGCACACCUAAGACUAACAGGCUCAGUGAACUCCUCUAACGUGUUACAACAUGAGUGGUGGGGGGUGGGGGGGGGGGGCGUGGAUAGGAGGAAAGCAGGGAAGACCUUGCCCUGUGUGAAAUCUGGAUUCUCUUCAAUCUCCUACUAAUCGACUCCUGUGUCCUGUCUGUUUGUGCUUCUGUCUUUCUUAACUUCUAAUAAAACGUAACUCUCUGCUCACCCA
Molecule: messenger RNA, 2871 nt
Organism: Hypomesus transpacificus
Lineage: Eukaryota; Metazoa; Chordata; Actinopteri; Osmeriformes; Osmeridae
Gene: klc1a
Product: kinesin light chain 1a
Exons: 15
Coding region: 416-2053 (545 amino acids)
Biological process (GO): axo-dendritic transport
Cellular component (GO): kinesin complex; membrane-bounded organelle; cytoplasm
Molecular function (GO): kinesin binding
Source: RefSeq, a predicted model, not a curated record